Molecule: messenger RNA, 825 nt
Organism: Cotesia congregata
Lineage: Eukaryota; Metazoa; Arthropoda; Insecta; Hymenoptera; Braconidae
Source: the annotation of a GenBank genome assembly
AUGGAUUUUCAAAAUCGUCCUGGAGGGAAAACAGGAGGUGGAGGAGUUGCCUCCUGGUCAGAGAGUAAUCGUGAUCGUCGAGAACGUCUCCGGCAAUUGGCGUUAGAAACAAUCGACCUUAAUAAAGAUCCAUAUUUUAUGAAAAAUCACUUGGGAUCAUACGAGUGUAAAUUGUGUUUGACACUACACAACAAUGAAGGCAGUUAUUUAGCACAUACUCAAGGUAAAAAGCAUCAAGCCAAUUUAGCUCGGCGUGCUGCUAAAGAAGCCAAAGAAGCCCCCCAAACAUUGGCUCCAGAAAAACCCCGCGUUGAGCCGAAAAAAUUCGUCAAGAUUGGACGACCCGGUUAUCGUGUGACGAAACAACGGGAUCCAGAAACCGGACAACAAAGCUUACUGUUUCAGGUUGACUAUCCCGAAGUCGCGGAUAAUGUUAUUCCUCGGCAUCGAUUCAUGUCAGCUUAUGAGCAACGAGUUGAACCACCAGAUCGUAAAUGGCAGUAUUUGUUAUUCGCAGCAGAACCUUACGAAACUGUGGCUUUUAAAGUGCCAAGUAGAGAAGUUGAAAAGGCUGAAGGUAAAUUUUGGACACAUUGGAACAAGGACACUAAGCAAUUUUUCUUGCAAUUUGCAUUUAAAAAUGAAAAACCGGCCGUCGGAAAAAUUCCACCUCCUCCGGUGCCUUUAAUUCGACCAGGACUUGGACAACCGAUGAUGCCCGUUCCACCGCCUCCCAGGCCGCCUAUUUUCAAUCCAGUACCUCCACCACCAGCUACGAUGCUUGGUGGCGUACAAAUUCCACCACCGCCUCCGCAUCUUGGAUAA